Messenger RNA from Notothenia coriiceps (black rockcod), 471 nucleotides. Its product is annotated as proteasome 20S subunit alpha 2. Lineage: Eukaryota; Metazoa; Chordata; Actinopteri; Perciformes; Nototheniidae. Gene Ontology annotation, cellular component: proteasome core complex, alpha-subunit complex; proteasome core complex. The coding region runs from base 69 to 467 and encodes 132 amino acids. Gene Ontology annotation, biological process: ubiquitin-dependent protein catabolic process. The transcript has 4 exons. The record is from RefSeq and is a predicted model, not a curated record.
UGGCAGUGUGCACUCUUCAGUGGAUGUGCAAGUCUCCAGGCAACACAGAGUAGAAGAAGAAGAACAAGAUGGCGGAACGAGGCUACAGUUUCUCCCUCACCACAUUUAGCCCCUCGGGUAAACUGGUCCAGAUUGAGUAUGCCCUGGCAGCCGUAGCAGCCGGAGCUCCCUCAGUGGGCAUCAAAGCUUCCAAUGGAGUUGUCCUGGCAACAGAGAAGAAACAAAAGUCCAUUCUGUAUGAUGAACAGAGUGUCCACAAAGUGGAGCCCAUCACUAAACACAUAGGCAUGGUCUACAGUGGAAUGGGUCCUGACUACAGGGUUUUGGUGCGACGAGCCCGGAAGUUGGCACAACAGUACUUCCUGGUUUACCAGGAGCCCAUCCCCACAGGCCAGCUCGUCCAGAGAGUGGCCUCUGUAAUGCAGGAGUACACACAGUCCGGGUGGGUAUACACAAACACUACAUAAUGGG